CUUGUUUUAGUUAGCAAAAGUAAAAUUCUUUAUUUGCUAUGUAGCUACUGACAACUGUCUACAGCUUAUAGUGCCAAGUCAACAACUAGCAAAAAAAAAAAGUUUAUUUUUUGAUACACGAUUUAGUUGUGGAACAUUGCUCUAUUUGGACUAGUUCCCUUUCCCUAAUGUUCAUUAAGUUAAGUUUCCAGGUUUGGGUAGAUGCUGCAACAAAAAAUAGCACUGUAUCUGCUAAGUCUCCAGGCCUAAUAGUAUCUGUGUAUGUAGAUCCUAUUUAAAUCAGAAAUGUAGAUGCUGGCCCGUAAUAUUAGUAUUUAGUGACUAGUAGCCCCUUCUGUUUACAAGAUUUUUCUGUUUAAUUUUUUGUCCUUUUUUCUUCUCAAAGAAGAAAAGGUUUUAAGAAAUGGCCCCUUUUAGUCAACACAAGCUGUGAAAGAGAAGAAAGGGAAAAAUAAAGAAUAGAAGAUAAAAAAUAAUGGGAAAAAAGAUAGAAGAGAAGUGCAUGCGUCUAGUGACAUCUUCUUAGGGUAGAUUCACCAAACCAAUAGGGCAUUUCAAUUCAAUUCAUUUUCUUUUUGCUUGUGAAAACAUCCAUUUAUUAUGUGUCUUGGUCAACUUUAAUUUAACUUAAAAGACAGAGAACUUGUCAGUAGUUGAGGAAAUGGAAUGGCUCCAAACUUUGCUUUACAGUUUCGAAUUAAUUUUUUUCCUUUGUUUUCAAAAGGCAGUAAAUAAAUAAAUGCCAAUUUUUAUAAAAAGGACUUUUUAUUUCUCCUUUUCCAAAAUCAACACCUAUUUUUUUAUGCAUUCAAAUUAAUAAGUAUCUGUAUUCAGAGUCAUUUAUUUUUUUUGAUUCAGAGUCAUUUAUUAAAUCACCUUUAUUAAAUUUCCAAGACGGACGUGAACCAAUUUCUUAACCAAAAUUCAUACUUUGAAUUUUGAAAUUAAAAUAUUAAUUAAUAAUUAAAUUCCCAUUAUUUAAUUACUUUAUCAUUUUACAUUUUAAUAUAUUUUCCCCAAAUUUUCAACUUUAUUUAUUUACUCCUCCUUUUCCUGCAAAACCCUAAUUUCAUAUUUCACUCCGGAGAAUUUGUCAACCAGAAUUGUUGUUUUUCUCUUUAAUUGUAGAUUUUUUUUUCAAAAAAUUUGUUUUAUUUUUUUUGAAGCUCUUUCCGCUCUCUGCAAUGGUGGAGAUUUGAGUUACUGUGUCGCGUCUUUCUCGGAGUUCAACCUCAACCGUUCAAAAUUAUGCUUCUGGGUUUUCGUCAUUUCAGACAAAAGUUUCUAUUUUUGAGGUGUUUCUGAGCAGUUACAACUUUUUCUGUGCUUAAACGUCAUUGUACUGUUUCUGGGUACGUCAGUUCUGCAUUCAAGUACAUUUGUCUUCACUGAGUUAAAAAAGAUUCAAUCUUUUCUGCUGUUUAUGAUUUUGUUAAUGCUUGAAUCUUCAAUGGGUAGGGUUUAAGUGUGUUUUAAGGUUUUGGGGUGUCCUAGUUUUUCUUUGAUUCACAAAAAAAUGGAGGAAAGAGAGAUUUUUAGUUCUGGGCAUGCUGUUAAUCUUCUCGAGGCCCCCCAUAGCUUCCACGUGGCACUAAACUCGUGCAGUUUUCCGGGCCCACAGUGGAGACACCGGCACCAGCACCAGCACCGGCACCGGUGAUUGCUCCGGUGAUGAAUUCAGGUAGUACGGAGGGGAAGAAGAAGAGGGGCAGGCCUAGGAAGUAUGGACCGGAUGGCAAGGUGGCGCUGUCACCGAUGCCGAUAUCGGCGUCGAUUCCGUUCACCGGAGACUUCUCAGCCUGGAAAAGGGGCAGAGGGAAGCCACUUGAAUCAAUCAAGAAGACUUUUAAGUUUUAUGAAGCUGGAGGUGCAGGAUCUGGUGAUGGAAUUGCAUACUCGGUUGGUGCCAAUUUCACACCUCACAUCCUUACAGUAAAUGAUGGCGAGGACGUUACUAUGAAGAUUAUGUCCUUCUCUCAACAAGGAUGUCGAGCAAUUUGCAUUCUGUCUGCAAAUGGCACAAUUUCAAAUGUUACACUACGCCAACCAACUUCUUCUGGUGGUACUUUAACAUAUGAGGGGCGGUUUGAAAUUCUUUCCUUGUCUGGUUCAUAUAUAACAACUGAGAAUGGAUUAACAAAGAGCAGAUCUGGUGGUAUGAGCAUCUCUUUGGCCGGUCCAGAUGGUCGAGUAAUGGGGGGUGGAUUGGCUGGUUUGCUGGUAGCUGCAGGUCCUGUGCAGGUUGUUGUGGCUAGUUUUCUUCCUGGUCAUCAGCUGGAGCAGCAGAAACCGAAGAAGCCAAGGGUGGAGCAUAUAAUAUCAAUGGCUGCCCCUAUGCAUGUCAACCCUACUUCAGCUGCUGAAGAAAUAAGAAUUGGUCUUGGUGGAGUAAAGCCAAUCAUGACACCAGCUGCUUUUCAAGUGGACCACAUUUUUGGCAAUGGCCAAAGCUCUGGGAACUCAGCUUCUGAUGAUUCAGCCUCUUUCCCUGAAAAUGAGUCCAACCCCAGCCAUGCAGAUGCUGGAGUUGCAUGCUAAACAUGCUCCCUGCCAAGUAUUUGGUGUUCUACAGUGUCAAACCCCUUUUGGGCUCAUGCUUGACUGAUGCUGACAAUUAACAUGACACUUAUAGUGGGAUGGAUGAGUGUCAGGUUGGUUUUGACUUGAGAAAUUGUUCGCUUUGUGUUAGGUGUUAUUAGUGUUAGGAAAUCUACUUUUUAGGCUUUCCUUGUUUCUCUUUGGUGUUAUCUAAUAUUGUUUACUGAGUUGUAGCAGUUAGAUGUAGGAUAUAUGUUUGAAAUGAGUGCAUGUGGGUGCUUUCUAAACUGUAACCUAACGAUAUUAUUUGUUGUGAAGGAGGAAAUUACAUUUCAGCAUUUAUUUGUUUUCUCA
This is a messenger RNA of Glycine soja, 2892 nucleotides long. Its product is annotated as AT-hook motif nuclear-localized protein 6-like. NCBI's taxonomy places the organism in Eukaryota, Viridiplantae, Streptophyta, Magnoliopsida, Fabales, Fabaceae. Bases 1672 to 2538 code for a protein of 288 amino acids. The transcript has 6 exons. Gene Ontology annotation, molecular function: minor groove of adenine-thymine-rich DNA binding. The record is from RefSeq and is a predicted model, not a curated record.